This is a messenger RNA of Conger conger (European conger), 1917 nucleotides long. It is a transcript of the gene tango2, whose product is annotated as transport and golgi organization 2 homolog (Drosophila). The record is from RefSeq and is a predicted model, not a curated record. NCBI's taxonomy places the organism in Eukaryota, Metazoa, Chordata, Actinopteri, Anguilliformes, Congridae. The coding region runs from base 206 to 1030 and encodes 274 amino acids. Gene Ontology annotation, biological process: protein secretion; Golgi organization. The transcript is spliced from 9 exons. Gene Ontology annotation, cellular component: Golgi apparatus.
ACCAGGUGGCAGCCAAUCGUAGUACCCGUUACUGGAGAGUCAUCAAAACAAGGUUACUUGGAUAUCUUGUGUGCUGUAGCUAACAUCCUAGCGAGCUAAACCAAUGCAUUGGUCAUUAGCAGCAGUUGGACUCUCCUGUAUCAGUAUGACCCGGCAGUGAUUGUGACCAUUUCCUGUGUGAGAGAGUACCCUCCCUUGGAUCCCCAUGUGCAUCAUCUUCUUCAAGUUCGACCCUCGCCCCGCUUCCAAAAAUGCAUACAGGCUCAUCUUGGCUGCUAACAGAGACGAGCUCUACAGCCGGCCCUCCAAGGCUGCCGAAUUCUGGGGGAACGACAACGAGAUCCUGAGCGGGCUGGACCUGGAGGAAGGGAAAGUGGGCGGGUCCUGGCUGGGGAUCAGUCGGAGAGGGAGGCUGGCAGCGCUGACCAAUUACAUGGAUGCCAGGGUCAAUCCUGACAAACAGGGGAGAGGGUUUUUGGUCCCGAACUUCUUGACGGAGAGCAUGGACAGCUGCUCUUACCUGCGGAAGGUCUCUUCGGAGAGCCACCUGUACAACGGAUUCAACCUGCUGACGGCAGACUUCAGGGCAAGAGAUGCAACAGUGUGUUACUAUGGAAACAAGGGCAGCACUGAACCCAUCAACCUCAAACCAGCAGGGAUCUACGGGCUGAGCAAUUCCCUCCUGGAUACUCCCUGGAAGAAGAUGCUACGCGGGAAGCAGGACUUCACCCAAACCGUUAACAAGAACCUCCCCACGGAUAGCCUGGUCCAUGAGCUGCUCCACCUCCUGAGCAACGAGGAGCUGAACAUGCCUGACCCGGUCCAGGCGCUGCAGGGGGAGGGGUACUCCGGCUCCAUGCUCCAGGCGCUGUCCGCCAUCUGCGUUCGUUUUCCUGGAUACGGAACCAGGACCAACACGGUGAUCCUCAUCGAUGCCGUGGGGAACGUGACUUUCACUGAGCGCAACAUGGUGGGCUGUGACGUCAGUCAGUGGAGCACAAACUCUUUCAGUUUCAAACUCCUGGACUGAGAGACGGGAGGUCACGGGGAACGAUCUGUGCCUUCCUCCACGCCCCAUCCGCCCCAUGGUGCAAGCACAUUUUUUUACAUUUGAUAAUUAUUAUAUUGUUGUGAAGGGUAAAAAAAUCAGGUGGCUUACAUGCUGAAGAAAGUUGAUACUAGCUAGCUAGCUUGUAGAAGCAUUGCGCACACACAGAUGCGCGCACGCAGACGCGCGCACACACACACAGACACACACAGAUACCCAGACGCGCGCACACAGACACACACACACAGACAGCUGUGGGCGUGGUUUGUCAGCCAUGUUUUUUCCCACUCAUUUUCAUGUUUUCUCCUCAGUCUGGAAAUGCCAAAUGAUGUAUUUGGCACUGCUCCUAGCUGCAGCCUCGACUGUCAGGUUUGGAGAAAGCAGGCCGGUACGCAAGCUCUUAUCAUGCCGCGUCACACAGACUUGAGUCUGAGGAGGACCCUGUGCGUGCUGCUCAGCGGGUGCCCCUCGCAGGUCCCUGAUUAACCUACAAGUGCCACUCCUGCGCUAUGAGCCACAAACCUCCUGACCAGGUUCAGAAAGUAAAGAUCCUCCCCAGUGUUUGGUACCAACCAACUAGAUUUACCCAUUAGCACAAUUCUUCAGCCAGGAGGUAGAACUAAUGAGUGAAAUCAGCUGGCUGAGUUCAUUGGUGGAAGAAACACAGGACGGGACUUUAUACCUCUGCUCCUGCCCCACUCAACCCCUCCCUUCACAACAGUCCCGCAUUUUUAAUGUGAAGAAUAAUCCAGGUUAAGAUGUAGCAAUCCUUAUUUUAACCUGAAAAUACUCAUAAUUAUUAUUAUUAUUGUGUGUCACUACCAAAUGUUUUUGUUUAAUAUUUUCAAUUACAAAUAAUUAGAAAACUG